Messenger RNA from Suricata suricatta (meerkat), 757 nucleotides. RefSeq names its product anti-silencing function 1A histone chaperone (gene ASF1A). Bases 1 to 570 code for a protein of 189 amino acids. The transcript has 4 exons. NCBI's taxonomy places the organism in Eukaryota, Metazoa, Chordata, Mammalia, Carnivora, Herpestidae. The record is from RefSeq and is a predicted model, not a curated record. Gene Ontology annotation, biological process: DNA replication-dependent chromatin assembly. Gene Ontology annotation, molecular function: histone binding. Gene Ontology annotation, cellular component: nucleus.
AUGCUUGGGGAGCCCUGGGAUGCUGGCGCGCAGGCUCGCCCCGACCGGCGUGGACUCCUGUUCCACUUGGAAUGGAAAAUUAUCUAUGUGGGCUCUGCAGAAAGUGAAGAAUACGAUCAAGUUUUAGACUCUGUAUUAGUGGGCCCUGUUCCUGCAGGAAGGCAUAUGUUUGUAUUUCAGGCUGAUGCACCUAAUCCAGGACUCAUUCCAGAUGCAGAUGCAGUAGGUGUAACAGUUGUACUAAUUACAUGCACCUAUCGAGGUCAAGAAUUUAUUAGAGUUGGCUAUUAUGUAAAUAACGAAUAUACUGAGACAGAAUUAAGGGAAAAUCCGCCAGUAAAACCAGACUUUUCUAAGCUUCAAAGGAACAUUUUGGCAUCUAACCCCAGAGUUACAAGAUUCCACAUUAAUUGGGAAGACAACACAGAAAAACUGGAAGAUGCAGAGAGCAGUAAUCCAAAUCUACAAUCACUUCUUUCUACAGAUGCAUUACCUUCAGCGUCAAAGGGAUGGUCCACGUCAGAAAACUCACUAAAUGUCAUGUUAGAAUCCCACAUGGACUGCAUGUGACCACCUGCCAUCCCUUUAGUACAAAUUAAGCUUAUAAAAACACACAGAACUAUUUCCCUGAAAUUCCGUAAGUACAUAGUCAAGACACAAUGUGAAGAAUUUGUUUAAAAAACAUCCUGUAGAAAGUUUAUAAGAAAACCAGUAUUUGAGCAAAUUGUGGAAUAUAAAUACAACUAUUUUUAAGUAA